AAAAAAAAAAAUCAGUGUCUUAUACUAUUUCAAGCUUUAGAUACCACUAGAAUAGUACUAGGUCUGUGAUGAAUUGAGAAGUACACUAUUUAAUAAAAAAUGUGCAUGCAAGUGCGUGCAGGGCAAGGCUUGACAAAUGCAGUUGGAGUAGAGCUUUUCGCGAAUCUUUAAUUAAAGCUUGACAAAUGCAGUUAGAGUAGAGCUUUUCGAGAAUCUUUAAUUAAAGUUUCCACUAGUUGGAGACACAGGCGAAAGUUUCAAAUUAGAGUUUCAUCUUUCGAGUUUGGUCGAUAUUUCGGUUUCCUGCUUUAGCCAGAAGCUCUAGAUACUUGCCUUCGAACUUUUGACUUCUGCUUCUCGAUUAGUAUUGGGAAGCUAGACCAAAUAGGCACAAACCAAUGAAAAGAUGCAGUGAUGAGAUUUUUCAGAUUCACGUUAUAUGUUAUCCUCUUUCUCGUCUAUCAUGCUGAGAGUCUGAAUAAGUUGAAGCGUCACUUGAGCGUCAGAAUAAAGAGGAUGGAUCGAAGAAAAUUCAUCAGAGGUGAACAGGUUGAAAAUGUGAAGCCUCAGAAGAAACUAAUCUGCAACUUCGCAGAUCGAAGAUCUGAUGUGUGUGAAAUGGACGGCGAUGUUCGUAUUCAUGGCAAUUUUUCUUCUAUAUACUUUAUUAAUUCCAUCGAGAGCGACACUUCAGUAACAAAUGAGACUUGGCAAGUCAAGCCUUAUACUCGAAAACACGACCGCAACUUAAUGGAAAGAAUUCGAGAACUUACCAUCGCAUCUUCGCAUAGUCCUUUUGAUGCCCCUACAUGCACUGUAAAUCAUAGCAUCCCCGCCGUUGUAUUCGCGACAGAAGGAAUAACCGGAAACUUCUACCAUGCCUUCACUGAUUUAUUGAUUCCUCUCUUCAUAACUUCUCGACAGUUCGACGGUGAAGUUCAAUUCCUUAUAUCACAAAUGCUUAUCCGGUGGGUUCACAAAUACGAAAGGAUUCUUAAGAAGCUCUCGAACUACGAAGUUAUCGAUCUCGACAAAGAAGUUAAAGUUCAUUGUUAUCCUCAUGCAAUUGUAGGCCUACACAGCCACAAGCCUCUAAGCAUCGAGCCCUCGCGAGCUCCGAAUAACUAUUCCAUGGUCGACUUCGCAAAGUUCAUGCGGACGGCCUACGCUCUAGAUCGAGAUUCAUCGAUAAGUCUGCGCGAAAACCCUAGAACCAACAAGCCAAGGCUUUUGAUCAUAGCAAGGAAUCGCACUCGACAGCUAGUAAAUAUUGACGAAGUUGCUCGAAUGGCGGACGGGCUAGGGUUCGAAGUUGUCCUCGAGGAGGGCUCGUCCUUGAGAACGGUGGGGCAGUUUGCGCAGAUCGUGAACUCGUGUGAUGUGAUGAUGGGUGUUCAUGGCGCGGGCCUCACCAACUCUAUCUUCCUUCCUACUAAUGGAGUGCUCAUACAAGUAGUCCCCUUUGGUAUGCUUGAGGCCGCGAGUAUGGUGGACUUUGGGAUACCUGCAGGGGACAUGAAGUUAAAAUACUUGCAAUAUAGCAUAAGUGAAGAGGAGAGCACUCUCAUAGAGCUUUAUCCAAGGGACCACCCUGUGCUUAGAGACCCCAAGUCAUUGCACAAGCAAGGAUGGUCAGUCUUGAGCAAAAUAUACUUGCGUCAGCAAAAUGUGAGGCUUAAUGUCACAAGGUUUAGGCCUGUUUUAGUGGAAGCAAUGGGGCUUCUUAAUUAGUCAAUAGCAAUAAUGCUAUGGUUUGAUGUGUUUAUGGGGUGUGUGCAAGCAAUUUGAUUUAGACAAAGGAGUUUUCUUGGUUUAAUGUGUGAUUUUUAUCAGGUUAUAAAGAUUAAAAAUUAAUAAUUACAUCACUUCUGUAUUAUUCUUUCUUUUUUAAAACAAAUAAAAGCUCAA
This is a messenger RNA of Ananas comosus (pineapple), 1908 nucleotides long. Its product is annotated as protein O-linked-mannose beta-1,4-N-acetylglucosaminyltransferase 2-like. Bases 415 to 1731 code for a protein of 438 amino acids. The transcript is spliced from 2 exons. NCBI's taxonomy places the organism in Eukaryota, Viridiplantae, Streptophyta, Magnoliopsida, Poales, Bromeliaceae. Gene Ontology annotation, molecular function: glycosyltransferase activity. The record is from RefSeq and is a predicted model, not a curated record.